AUGAGUCUAGCCGCCGUGCUCUCUCGAGCUUUUGAGACCGUCCGCUAUUCCACAUUCUCAGCAGCCCAUCGUAGUCUGCUCCGCAAUCCCCUCUGCUCCGCAAUCCCCUCUGCUCCGCAAUCCCCUCUGCUCCGCAAUCCCCUCUGCUCCGCAAUCCCCUUUGCUCCGCAAUCCCCUCUGCUCCGCAAUCCCCUCUGCUCCGCAAUCCCCUUUGCUCCGCAAUCCCCUUUGCUCCGCAAUCCCCUCUGCUCCGCAACCAUCUCUAGUACUCGAGUGGGGGAUCCUCAAACCGCAUCACCUGCGCGGGACUCGCCACCCAUAACAUCGCCCGCCAUAUCUUCUUUCCCUAGUACGCGCGUGGCCGCCAGCUGCACGGCACAAUGGCGGGCGGCGGGAGUGUUCAUGCCGUCAUUGCGCUGGUUGCGCUGCUCCUCAUCCUCGCCAUCGCCGCUGGAGCAGCCACUGGCACGGCACCCAAUACCCUGGGCACGCGGGGCGAGGAAGAUUGCCAAGCCGCUGAAGUCCGUGCGCUGCAUCAUUGCUCAAUCCAAACGCGCACCAACAAACCUUCCAGCUCAACCCAUACCCGCGCCAACAAACCCACUCACUGCCGGUGCGCCAGAGGACAUCUGCCAGGCGUGCCCCGCAGAAUGCAGGUGUGACGCAGCCUGGGAAGGCAGCGACUCGCCACCUGAAUCCAUUGAUUCACUGGGUGGCUCAUUGGAUUUCAUGGAGGAUGACUUUCCGGCUGAACCCUUGCCAGCAGACGAGGACAUCUGCCAGGCAUGCCCCGCGGAAUGCAGGUGCAAUGCGACCUCGGAACUCGACGACUCUCUUCUUGAGCCUGUUGAUACGACGGAUGAUGACCUUCCACCUGCACCCUCACCAACAGAUCCGGAUGUGUGUGGCAACAGCACCAGGAAUCCCUGCAAGUAUGGCUCCUGCAUCAGUGGUGGCCCCGGCUCCUACUCCUGUGUCUGCCCGCCCAAUCGCGUCCCGUCCAAAAGCAACGGAUACCCCACCUGUGAUUACGGGUCGUCUUCUCCAACGCUCAAGGUGCAAGGAGACAACUGGAGGUGCGAGGACGUCUAUCCUCUUUAUGGACUCACGCUAGACGAGUUCACUGCACAGAACAAUGCCGUGGACUGCUCGACUGCCCUCACCCGGGGUCAAACGCUCAACGUGACUGAGAGGGACGACUUGACCUCCUGCUCUGUCUUCUACUACAUUCAGAAGGGCGACACAUGUGAGUCAGUGGCCGCCUCCCUCGGCAUCUCCUCCCUAUCCCUCGAGAGCCUCAACCCCGGCGUUCACUGCUCCUCACCCCUGCCCCCGUCACGCUCCCUCUGCAUGGAGCGGGAAGAUGGGGCGGAUGACGGAAGUGGAGAGUACUGCAAUACAGUGUACUCGGUCAGCGGCACGAGCAGCUGUGCGCAGGUGGUGAACGACUUUGAGUUCUCUUCCUCGCUGGAGCUCUACCGGCUGAACCCAGGGCUCGUGUGCUACAGCUCACUAACUGCCAAUCGGGAGGCUCGGUGGCCCAAGAUAUGUACCGAGGCCCUGCCGGUUGGUCUUUAUGGUCAAUGCGACAUGGGAGUAUCAAAGAAGUUCAAAGCAGCAGCACCGUGCAGCGGCAUCAUCAACAGGUAUUUCAAACGAAACAAGAAGCUGUAUGAGAAGUACAACGACCCGUGUGCGGGGACUCUCGGUGGCAGCACUAGUGAACCCGUUGAGAUUUGUUUGCCCCCGUGA
Molecule: messenger RNA, 1752 nt
Organism: Closterium sp. NIES-65
Lineage: Eukaryota; Viridiplantae; Streptophyta; Zygnematophyceae; Desmidiales; Closteriaceae
Source: the annotation of a GenBank genome assembly